This is a messenger RNA of Biomphalaria glabrata, 968 nucleotides long. RefSeq lists its product as uncharacterized. NCBI's taxonomy places the organism in Eukaryota, Metazoa, Mollusca, Gastropoda, Planorbidae. Bases 147 to 938 code for a protein of 263 amino acids. The record is from RefSeq and is a predicted model, not a curated record. The transcript is spliced from 6 exons.
CUCUGGCAACAAGGGAAAUAACACAUGAGAGAUUCUUUAACGUAAGGAUCUGUAACGAAGAAGCAGACACAACCAUUUUUUAUAAUCUGACUGGUUUAUAAUUUUAUAACAUCGGAUCCUUUUAUAUGUAUAUAUAUGUAUAAGAUAUGUGCCUCUAUUGUUUCAGCCUCACAUUGGUCACAUUUCUUGCAUUGGUUACUGUGGAUGGCGUCAAUCUGUUCUACCGUGGUGGCGCCCCUUACAAUAACGGGGCGUCUGGUACAAUGACUUACAAUAACAGCCUCUACAUCCCGACUUGUGGGUUCAAGGUCAUCUUCUCGUGCAACGUACCUAUUUCAAUAACGGUCUGGGACUACACAGUGGUUCAAAUGGACAAUUACACCUUCAUGCUGAACAGCAGUCAGGCAGGAAUUACUGGACGAACAAGUUCUGUGUUAUUAUCUGGUCAAUUUACGAAUUUUGUCUGGCCGGAAAUUGUUGCCAACUAUUUUUGUGUGUGUAACUCAUCUACAGCCAAUGCAUGUAGUGCAGUUCCAUAUCAAACAGCCUCUCGUCCAGACGUGUCAACAGUAGUUUCAACAACAUCAACAACACCUGUAACUACAGCCUCAUCAGUAGCCAGGAGUUCCUCUCUUCCAUCACUCACCAUCGCAGAAAUUUUCAACUCAGUCAAUUCAACAGCUCCUACAGAGACCAACAUGAACAGCGCAGACAGCUUGUGUUACACUGGGUCCUUGUAUACAACCCUGAGCGCCAUCUACCACUUUGUCGACUGCUGUAGUCUGUGCUGUACCUACAAGGCGUGCCAGGGGGUCAACUACUUCUCCAUCACCGGCCAAUGUGACCUCAUCUUUGAGCUCUCCACGUCGCAAACUUCUAUAGGAUUUAUGGCGACUCUGGCGGACUGCAAGUUCUGGAGAGUUACCUUCAGGGGCUGAAACUCUGUCUCAAUAUGUUCAGUAUGAAAU